AGUCCGCCGCGAAUGUGACGUCAUUCGCUAGUCAGCACGUAUUUCGGGGCGGUACGCGGCUAAAGCUAAGAUGCUAAACGAUGUAAUCCUCGAAGAAACCGAUGUUCGUUUUUCUUUCGCUUAGUUACGUGGUUUUUAUUUUCUACGUCGACGCGCAUGGUGACGAGUAGCAAGAAUAAGAAAAGGCGUAUUCUUUAACCGGUUUUGUGAAGGCCAAAAUAAAGAAGAAUGGAAGCGGUGAACGCGUUCAACAUGGAGUUGUUUUCCAUGAUUGACAUGAAGCCUCCGAUAUCUCGAGCGAAGAUGAUGUCUAUCACCAAGGCGGCCAUCAAAGCCAUCAAGCUCUACAAACAUGUGGUCCAGAUUGUUGAAAAGUUCAUCAAGAGGUGUAAACCCGAACUGAAAGUUCCCGGCUUGUACGUGGUGGACUCCAUCGUACGGCAGUCGCGUCAUCAGUUUGGUGUGGACAAGGAUGUCUUUGGGCCUCGCUUCUUGAAGAACUUCACUGACACCUUCCAGAAUCUUUACAACUGCUCGGAGGACGAUAAGAGCAAAAUUGUCCGCGUGUUGAACUUGUGGCAGAAGAACGGCGUGUUUGACAUGGACAUCAUUCAGCCUCUGAUGGACAUGGCGAAUAACGUCCCGUCACCUGUGCCAUCAAUUGAGGAGCUGCAGCCUCCUCCCGCAGCAGCGGCCCCCGUCGCACCUCCAUCACAGAUGCCGACUUGCGAUGCCUUAGCUGCGGUGGCCCAGCUGUUCCAGUCCCCGCAUGGUCAGGAGCUCCAGAGGAUGCUUCACAGUUUGCAGCAGGCAGAAAGGACCCACGCGGCCAGCGGCACAAACGGGCCAAAUGCUCACCAGCUGAAUGCGGCCCAGGCCGAAAUGCUCAAUGCGCACAGUGGAGAAAGAGGCACCCUGGCUGAGAAACUGCUCGACAGGUUUGAGUAUGACGACGAGCCUGAAGAUGUUGCACCAAAUGACCCGGCGGGCUCUUUAAACGUCUCCGGACAGUUGCACGACAUAGAGAUGGCUCAUCCACAUCCACUGGGAAAGAAUGCAGGCAGCCUUGAGUACGGUGGCGUGGCGAGUGAUGCCGAGCGUCACAUGUUGUCCGACGGAUACUAUUCCAGAAGCGACCCCCAGAACUCCAAAUCACAGGCGGAUUCAAGGGAGGAGCCAUCCACACAAAGAGAAAGCCGACAUCGAGCCUAUGGCAGAAGAACAAGAUCUGGCUCCAUAUCUCCGAGGAGAAGAGGGUCGCGAUCGUCAUCGCGCUCGAGAAGGCCAAGGUACCGACGCUCCAGAUCGCGCUCGAGAGAAAGCCGCUGGCGGCGCUCCCGUUCGCAGGACAGAAGCGAGCGAGAGCGCGAUCGAGUGCGCCGGCAGAAAGGUCUCCCGAGCAUGAAGAGCCAGACUCUCAGUGUGUGCAGCACCACACUGUGGGUUGGUCAACUGGACAAAAAAACACAGCAGUCGGAUGUCAUCUCUCUCCUGGAGGAAUUUGGCCAAAUUGAGUCUGUCAACAUGAUUCCGCCAAGGGGUUGUGCUUACAUCGUGAUGGUCCACAGACUUGACGCCUACACGGCCUUGAACAAGCUCAGUCGGGGCUCGUACAAAGUCAAUCAGAAACCUGUGAAGAUUGCGUGGGCGUUAAACAAAGGCAUAAAGGUGGCGCACAAAAAGUUCUGGGACGUGGAGCGAGGAGUCACCUACAUCCCCUGGGCCAAAGUGAAAGCCGAGGAGCUGGACAGCUAUCGAGCAGGUGGAAUGCUGGACCCCGACACGCUCAGCGAAGAGUGGAAAAGCGUUCUGGACCUAAACAAGCAUCCGAUGGCGGGCGCGAACGGCACGUUGGAAAACGCGCCGGCAGACGGGAGCGUCGAGGCUCAGAUUCAGGUUCCUGGCUUCCCACAGGUGGGGCCCAUGGGAAGCCCGCCUCAGUUCCUGCCCCCGGGCAUGCUGUCUCCCUCGGGGGGCUUGAUGUUGAUCCCACCAGAGUUGAAGCCUGACGCCACUGCAGCAGCCGUCAAAUCCCCAACGGAGUUGACGCCCACGCUCGAAGGAGACAAGCCCUCGGACCGCCAGCUCGGCUCCCCCGUCGGCCCCGUCAUCAACCUCCAGGCCCCUCCGCCGGGACUCCCCCCGAUGCAUCCCAGUCAUCCUCCUCACCUGCCACCCUUCCACUCGCCCCCCAACGCGCCGCGCCCCAUGAUGCCCGCAGGACCCACGUUCCCCCCGGAAAGGUUCCGGAUGGCUUUGCCCUUCCCCCCUCGCGGACCCAUGCUCCACCACCGGCCCCCUUUUAUGCAGCCGGAGGGCAUGAUGGUGGGGCGCGCGGGCCCCCCUUUUAGAGGGAGGCCGUCCUUCGGAGGCCCGGCCCCGCACCACCCAAGGGGGGGCUGGUGAUAAACCUCUCGUUGUCAUUUCAUCAAAACAAGAACAACGACUAAAACCAAACUGGCUGUAAAUACUGUACAUGCUUGCCAGCCUUUGCUAUCUUUUUGUAUAUUUGAAGGAAAAAGAAUCUAGUUUACGUGUUAAGGUACUGGGACAAAAAAAAUAGCUUUAUUGACAAUUCUUACGUCUAGAAGGAGCCAAAAGUGUGUUUUUUUUUUGUUUGGUCACCUUUACUUCUUCAACUUUUCAUGCAAAAAGAUAAAAGCUGUUCUGUUGUUGUGGCGCCCUCCAGUGGCAAAACUGCCGCCAUGAACAACCACCAUCCUGGCGGUAUCAUCAUGUGACGUGAAUUAAAAAUGAAAAUAAGGACACCUUGCAUUGAAUGUCCGACUGUCCGUUUUGUUAUGUUAAAUUCAUUUUAAUAGGCGUGACAUUGUUGCGAACUGGGGCGAUCCAAGCAAAAUAGCUAAAUAAUUUUGCCACUCGUGGUCGCAGUCAGUUUGACGAAAGUCAUAUUUUUCUCGUCCAUAUUCUGUGAAGUUAGCAACAAUUGGUCUCCUUGUGACGAGACUCGCCUCACAAGCACAAGCUGUCAUCGCAUUUGUCCGCGCCAGUGAUUGAAGUUAACAUCGGGAACAUGUUACAGUGGGUUGAGAAAGAAUUGAGAAUUUUUGUAAAUAUAUACUGUACAGUCAUCCACAAAAUAUUGACAUAUAAAUAUUCCAAUCCUUUGA
Messenger RNA from Hippocampus comes (tiger tail seahorse), 3131 nucleotides. RefSeq names its product splicing factor, arginine/serine-rich 15-like. The transcript has 18 exons. Gene Ontology annotation, molecular function: RNA polymerase II C-terminal domain phosphoserine binding; RNA binding. NCBI's taxonomy places the organism in Eukaryota, Metazoa, Chordata, Actinopteri, Syngnathiformes, Syngnathidae. Gene Ontology annotation, cellular component: nucleus. Gene Ontology annotation, biological process: negative regulation of termination of RNA polymerase II transcription, poly(A)-coupled. The record is from RefSeq and is a predicted model, not a curated record. The coding region runs from base 229 to 2406 and encodes 725 amino acids.